AUGUUGAGAAAUAUCGUAGCUAGUUGCUCUAGGCCUAGCUUAAUCGUUAGAAGUUUAUCAAGUGAGGCGAAAACUGUGGAAACAGUUAGUGAAGCACCGGCAACACAGACACUUUUGAGAGUUGAUUGGAUGAUGCAAAAAUUGGUGAGGUUUUUUUCAAAUUUUUCCCCAAAAUCAUCUUGAAAGCCAGAUUUUUUAUUUAGACGCCUCUAGUUCUCAAAUCAAACAUCCGAAACUUCAUUGAUAUUUGCAAGGACGAUGUUCAACUCGAAGAUCGACUUUUCAAAUAUAACUUGACGAGUCGAGCUGCGCUUAUGUCACAUAUUGCGAAAAUUCGAAUGUAUUAUCGAUAUUUGUCACCGUUCAAUAAAGUUGAGGUGAGAUUUUGAAAAAUUGAAAAAAAUAUGUUUUUUUUUUAACAUUGAAAGAUCAAUUCAAGAAAAGGCAAAAAAUGUCGAGUUUUUCAGUCAUAAACGAUAACAAAUCGAGAUUUUCGAAACUUCUGGAGUGAUUUCUGAUGAAAAUUGACCUUCAGAAGUUUUUGCUGAUUUUUGUGAAAUAGAAAAUUUCAAAUUCUGAUGAAUUUCAAAAAAAUCAGUAAAAUGAGGUAAAAUACGGUUCUCGGAGCUCAUUUUCAUCAGAAAUCAUUCAAAAAAGAAAUAACUCAAAAGUCGAAAAAACAUUGUAGGACAAAUCGAGAGUUUUGAAGCUUCUGGAGUGAUUUCUGACGAAAAUAAGCUUCGAGAACCUUAUUUUACCUCAUUUUAUUAUUUUUUUCGAAAUUCAUCAAAAUUUGAAAAUUUUUAUUUUACGAAAAAUCAGCAAAAACUUCUGGAAAGUGAAUUCCACGGUCAAUUUUCAUCAUGAAUCACACCAGAAGCUUCAAAAAUCCCGAUUUGCCAUCAUUUUUGGCUGAAAAAAUUGAAAAACUAAUUUUGACCUACAAUGUUUUUUCGACAUUUUUUGACUUUUCGUGAAUUGAUAUUUCGAUGUUAAAAAACAUUUUUCCUUUUUUAUCCAUAUAUAUAUUUUUCCAGUGGAUUGGUUCAUGUGUUUACGAAAAUGAAGAUGUGAUUGUUGUCCUUUGGCGUUUAUCAACUCUCGAAUCAAGUUUCAUGUCAUAUUUUCCGAGUUUUCUCACGAAAAAAGAGCAGAAAAUGAUUGUUAAAGAGGGAGCUUUGGAUAUUCAUAUAAAUAAGGAUGGAGAAGUUUUGAGAAUUGUUAAUAGACCGGUUGGUUUUUAA
This is a messenger RNA of Caenorhabditis angaria, 1244 nucleotides long. NCBI's taxonomy places the organism in Eukaryota, Metazoa, Nematoda, Chromadorea, Rhabditida, Rhabditidae. The record is from the annotation of a GenBank genome assembly.